Messenger RNA from Closterium sp. NIES-65, 9423 nucleotides. NCBI's taxonomy places the organism in Eukaryota, Viridiplantae, Streptophyta, Zygnematophyceae, Desmidiales, Closteriaceae. The record is from the annotation of a GenBank genome assembly.
AUGGGUAUCAGUGGGACUAGCAGCAUAGGUAGCAUAGGGAUGAGUGGGCUUAACAGCAUCGGUAGCAUGGGUAGUAGUGGUGCUAUCAACAGCAUGGGCAGCAUGGGUAGCAUGAGCAUGAGCGGACCUAACACCCUGAAUAAUAGCAUGUCCGCUUCUAGCAGCUUAGGUAACAGCAGCAGCAGCAUGGGUGCACUGAACAGCCUCAGUGCUCUCUUCGCCUCGUCCUCCCUCCCUACAGUCACACAGCCUCCAGCGUCCCUCCUGGCCAAGCUAGCCCAUGCAGGUGUGCCGCUAGCAGGUGUGCUUCAAACGGGGCUCUCCCAGUCCGUCCUCACCCAAACCAGCGUUCCUGUAACGAGCACCCCGUCAGCAGUAGGAGGGGGAGCAGGAGGAGGGGCAGGAGGAGGAGCAGGAGGAGGAGCAGGAGGAGGAGCAGGAGGAGGAGCAGGAGGAGGGGCAGGAGGAGGAGCAGGAGGAGGAGCAGGAGGAGGUGCAGGAGGAGGUGCAAGGAGCAGCCGAGGCGGAAAUAUCCCCCCUCUCACCGGCUCUCCUGCUCCCCCGCUCCCCUUUCGCCCGUUCUUUCGAGGGGCAGGCUUUAACCCGGCUGCAGCUGCAAGCUCAGGAGCGAAUGCUGCCAGCGGUGCUGCAAGCGCAGGAGCGAAUGCUGCCAGCAGUGGUCAGAACCUGACACAUUCCCUGCAGGCUCUUCUUCAGAAGCAGCACCUGCCAAUACCUGGUGUCACACAGCCAUUAGCCGCCGUUGCUGCAGCUGCCGCCGCCGCCGCCGCCGGUGCUGCUGGUGCUGGUGUUGGUGCUGCUGGUGGUGCUGCAGGUGCUGGUGAUGGUGGUGCUGCUGCUGGUGGUAGCAAGGGCAGCAGUGCCGCCACUGCUCCUGCUGCUGCUGCUUCCACUGCUUCAGCGGCAGCGCCUAUGGGUCCGAGAAACGAGCCCACUAGGGUACAGUCGCCAUGGGCUCAGGGAAAGUCGGCUCAGCAGCAACUCUCAUCCCUGCAACAGCAGCAGCAGCAGCAGCAGCAGCAGGGAAAGUUUGCACAGCCACAACAUCAGCAGCAUCAGCAGCAUCAGCAGCAUCAGCAGCAUCAGCUGCAACACCCACAGCAAGCGCCGCAGCUCUCUGCUGCCUUCCCCAUACCCCGCCGCGGAUCAAACCCUUCCCUCUCCGCCCACCCCUCCCUCUCCGCCCACCCCUCCGCCCACCCCUCCCUGCAAAAAACCCCUCUUUCCCGCCCUGCGUCUGGCCCUGACCUCCAUAACCCCCCUCUCCCCUCCUCUCUCCCCUCUAUCGCCUCUCUCCCGUCUCUCCCCUCUAUUCCUUCUCUCCCCUCGUUUGUGUCACGGCAUGAUAUGAAUCAGCCCCCUCCUGCUGCUCCGGGCAUGCCUCCUGUUGCUGCACCUCCUGUUACUGUCACGUCCUCUCUUGCUGCUCCCUCUGCUGUUCCUUCUUCUGCUGCUGCUGCUCCUCACAUUGCUGCUUCUCCUUCUAUUCCUGCCGCCCCUGCUUCUGCUGCUGCUGCAGUGGCAGUGGCAGUGGCAGCUAAACCCGCCUCCUUAAUCGCCGAUCUAAAUCAGGAACAGAUAGCACCUCCCCCAGUUAACACCUCGCCAAAUGCCUCUCCGAAAGCGCAGGAAAAGUCGGAGAAAGGGGGCGGUGGUGGGGAUUCGGGAGGAGGAGGAGGGGGACGGGGAUGGCUAGAUUUGGAUUUAAAUGCUGGCCCGGAGGCAGGGGGGGAGGAGGAGGCGGAGGGGGAAGAACAUGGGGAGAUGGGGGAAAAGGAAGAGGUCAGGAGAAAGGGAGAGGUGGGGGGGAAGGGAGAGGCGGAGGGGAAGGGAGAGGCGGAGGGGAAGGGGGAGUUGGGGGGGAAAGGGGAAGCACGAGGAAGAGAGGAGGUGGGGGGAGGCGAGAAGGCAGUCGAGGGGGGAGAGCGACAGCAGCAGGUGGAGAAGCUGGGAGGGCCUUUGGCAGAGGAGGGGAGUGGGAAAGUAGCACCAGCAGCAAGAGAAGAUUCGGUUUCGGGUGGUGGGGUGGGUAUAGGGAGGAUUGAAGAAGGGUCGAACAGAGUGCAAGAGCAGGUCACUAAAGCAGAGCUUGUGGGGAGUGCUGCUGCUGGCAGGAUAGGCAAUUAUGGGAGAAACGCACCGGUGCAGCUGGAGCAGGAGGAGCAGAAGGAGCUUCACAAGCAGUUGGAAGGAGCUAAAGCUGCGGCUGGCACGGUGGGCAGUUGUGAGAGAAACGCACCGGUGCGGGUGGAGCAGAAGGAGCUUCACAAGCAGUUGGCAGCAGCUAAAGCUGUGGCUGGUUUUGAAGCCACUGUAGCAGCGGUGCACGCAGUGACACCUCAGCUUGCCCCUCAACUUGCCCCCCAGGUCGGCUCUCAGGUCGCCGUCGCCUUUCAGGUUGCGUUUCAGGUGGAUCCACGGUUAUCUCAGGAGCAGGUGGGGACUGCGAGCGAGGGGGGGCGCAAGAGAAAGGCACCUGAGGAUGGGUUGGAGGAGGGAGUGGAUGCUCCUCAGGUUGUUUCUCAGGUGGGUCCUCAGGCAGCUCAGGAGCAGGUGGGCGCUGCGGGCGUGGGGGGGCGCAAGAGAAAGGCCAAUGAGGAUGGGUUGGAGGAUAGAGUGGAUGCGAAGAGGAGGGAAGAGGAGAGAGGGGAACAGAAGAAGAAAGAGGAGGAAGGGGAGGGGGAGAAGGAGAAGGAGAGGGAGGAGGAUAAGGAGGAGAGGGAGAAGGAGAUGGAAAUUGAGUUGUUGAAAAGGCCACUGCCAGUUGCCCAGGCGUCUCAGGCUGUAGCGCAGCAGGCUGUUGCAGGGGAGGCUGUAGCACCACUGGUUGCACCACUGGUUGUAGCAGAGGAGGCUGUAGCACUGCAGACUGUAAUACAACAGGCAGCACCACAGGCUGUAGUAUCACAGGCCGCAGCACCGCAGGCUGUUGCACCACAUACUGUAGCUCAACAUGCUGUAGCACCACCGGCUGUAGCACAGGCGGUUGUGGUACAGGGGGCUGCACCACGGGCUGUAGCACCACAGGCUGUAGCGCCACAGGCUGUAGCACCACAGGCUGUAGCGCCACAGGCUGUAGCACCACAGGCUGUAGCACCACAGUCUGUAGCACCACAGUCUGUAGCACCACAGGGUGUAGCACCACAGACUGUAGCACCACAGGGUGUAGCACCACAGACUGUAGCACCACAGGCUGUAGCACCACAGUCUGUAGCACCACAGGGUGUAGCACCACAGUCUGUAGCACCACAGGGUGUAGCACCACAGACUGUAGCACCACAGGGUGUAGCACCACAGGCUGUAGCACCACAGGCUGUAGCACCACAGGCCGCCGUAGCACAGGAGAUUGUAGCAGAACAGACUGGAGAGGGGGCUGUUGCAGAGAAGGUUGCAGAGGGGGCUGUAGCAGAGACGGCAGUUGAGGGGCCUAAGGUUGCAGAGGGGGCUGUAGCAGAGACGGCAGUUGAGGGGCCUAAGGUUGCAGAGGGGGCUGUAGCAGAGAAGUUUGUUGAAAAGGCUGUAGCAGAGAAGUCUGUUGAAAAGGCUGUAGCAGAGAAGGCUGUUGAAAAGGCUGUAGCAGAGAAGGCUGUUGAGAAGGCUGUAGCAGAGAAGGCUGUUGAGGAAGUGAAAUUGUCAGGACGGAAGCGAGUAUGGCUAGACCUGGAGGAGCCGGCGAAGGGGUUGGAGGAACCAGCUAAGGGGUUGGAGGAACCGGCUAAGGGGUUGGAGGAACCGGCUAAAGGGUUGGAGGAACCGGCUAAGGGGUUGGAGGAACCGGCUAAGGGGUUGGAGGAACUGGCUAAGGGGUUGGAGGAACCGGCUAAGGGGUUGGAGGAACCGGCUAAGGGGUUGGAGGAACCGGCUAAGGGGUUGGAGGAACCGGCUAAGGGGUUGGAGGAACCGGCUAAGGGUUUAGAGGAACCGGCUAAGGGGUUGGAGGAGGAAUGUGGAAUGGUCGGGGGAAGGGAGGAGAAAAUAGAGGAGGUGAGUGGAGGGAAGGAGGAGAGGAUAGAGAAGGAGACAGUUGGAAAAGAGACAAUGGGAAGUGAAGAGAAUGGAACAGUAUGGAAGGCGGAGAGGGGAGAGGAGAAGAGGAAAGCGCAGGAAGAGAGGGAAGAGAAGCAGGAGAAGGGAGAGAAGGGGAGGGGAGGGGAGGAAGAGAGCGGAGUGAAGGAGGAGACAGUAGGAAAGAAGGAGAGGGGAGGGGAGGAAACAUUAGGGAAGGAGGAGAAGGGAGAAAAGGAGGAGACAGUAGGAAAGGAAGAGAGGAGAGGAAAUGAGGAGGGGGGAGAGGAGAGGGUACAUGCAAAUGUGAAGGGAGAAGGAAAGGGAGAAGAGAAGGGAGAACAUGGAAUGACUAAAGUCGUGGUGAGUGGAGUUGGGGAGAGGGGAGAGGGGAGUGAAGGCGAGAAGAGGAGAGAGGAUGAAGAGUGUGGGGAGAGGACAGAGGGGAAAGAGAGUGGGGAGAGGGCAGAGCGGAAAGAGAGUGGAGAGAGGGCAGAGCGGGAAGAGAGCGGGAAGAGUAAAGAUUGGGUUGAAGUUGGGGAGAAUAAAACGGGGGGAGAAGGUCCGGAUAGGACUGAAGAAGAGAGCGGGGGAGAGGGUGGGGAGAGAAGAGAAGUGGAAGAGAGUGGGGAGAGGAGAGAGGGAGGAGAGAGCAAAGAGGGGAGAGGGGGUACUGUGGAGGCUUCUCAGGUUGAGAGGGUGGUUUUUGGGGAGGAGAAGGAGCAGGUGGGUGGGGAGAGGGCAGCGAGGGAUUCAGGGCAAGAGUUUCCUGAGGCUCUAGUGGAGAGAAUCGGCGGGGAUAGUGUGAUGGUUGCACGGGCUGGGGCGGAGGAAGUGAAAGCAGGGGGGGAGAAGGAGCAGGUGGUUGGGGAGAGGGCAGCCUGUGAUUCAGGGACAGAGAUUCCUGAGGCUUUGGAGGGAAGUGCUGGUGGGGGUGGUGUGGUUGUUGCACGGGUGGGGGUUCCGGUGGGGGGGAAGACGGGGGGGAGGAAAGCAGGGGAGGAGGAAACAAGGGAGGAGAAAACCGGGCAGGAGAAAAAAGGGGAGGCGAAAGCAGGGGGGGAGGAGUCAGGCCAGGUGAAAACACGGGGGGUGAAAGCAGGUGGGGAGGAGUCAGGCCAGGUGAAAACACGGGGGGUGAAAGCAGGGGAGGAGGAGAAGGGGGAAGGGAAGGAGAAUGUAGGGGAGGAGAAAACAAGGGAGGCAAAAGCAGGGGGGGAGGAAAGAGAGAAGAAGGGAGGGAAGGAGAACAUAGGGGAGAAGAAGGAAAAGGGAUUAUCUGAGGGAAAAGUGGGAGCACCAGCAGGGACAAAAGAAUCUGAGAAGAUCAGCGGGAAGGAGAGUGUUGCAGGGAAGGAAGAGAAAGGAAGGGAAGAGAGCCAAGUGGAGGAGAGAAGGGAGGGAGAGGAGCUGAAAGAGGUGGAGGAUGGAAGCAAGGGAGAGGUAGAAAUGGAGGUGGAGGGAAGGGAAGGAUUGGGAGAAAAAGAGUUGGAAGGAGAAGGGAAGGCAGCAGAGGUGGAGGGGGCCAGGGAGCAGAGAUGGUUGAUGGAGAUGGGUUUAGGCUUCGGUGCUUCUGCCCCUCCUGCUGCUCCUCCUGCUGCCCCUCCUGCUGCUCCUCCUGCUGCCCCUCCUGCUGCUCCUCCUGCUGCCCCUCCUGCUGCCCCUCCUGCUGCCCCUCCUGCUGCCCCUCCUGCUGCUCCUCCUGCUGCCUCUCCUGCUGCCCCUCCUGCUGCUCCUCCUGCUGCCCCUCCUGCUGCUCCUCCUGCUGCCCCUCCUGCUGCUCCUCCUGCUGCCCCUCCUGCUGCCCCUCCUGCUGCCCCUCCUGCUGCUCCUCCUGCUGCCUCUCCUGCUGCCCCUCCUGCUGCCCCUCCUGCUGCUCCUCCUGCUGCCCCUCCUGCUGCCCCUCCUGCUGCUCCUCCUGCUGCCUCUCCUGCUGCCCCUCCUGCUGCUCCUCCUGCUGCCCCUCCUGCUGCCCCUCCUGCUGCCCCUCCUGCUGCUCCUCCUGCUGCCUCUCCUGCUGCCCCUCCUGCUGCUCCUCCUGCUGCUCCUCCUGCUGCCCCUCCUGCUGCCCCUCCUGCUGCCCCUCCUGCUGCUCCUCCUGCUGCCUCUCCUGCUGCCCCUCCUGCUGCUCCUCCUGCUGCCCCUCCUGCUGCUCCUCCUGCUGCCCCUCCUGCUGCUCCUCCUGCUGCCCCUCCUGCUGCCCCUCCUGCUGCCCCUCCUGCUGCUCCUCCUGCUGCCUCUCCUGCUGCCCCUCCUGCUGCCCCUCCUGCUGCUCCUCCUGCUGCCCCUCCUGCUGCCCCUCCUGCUGCUCCUCCUGCUGCCUCUCCUGCUGCCCCUCCUGCUGCUCCUCCUGCUGCCCCUCCUGCUGCCCCUCCUGCUGCCCCUCCUGCUGCUCCUCCUGCUGCCUCUCCUGCUGCCCCUCCUGCUGCUCCUCCUGCUGCUCCUCCUGCUGCCCCUCCUGCUGCUCCUGCUGCCCCUCCUGCUGCUCCUCCUGCUGCCUCUCCUGCUGCCCCUCCUGCUGCCCCUCCUGCUGCUCCUCCUGCUGCCUCUCCUGCUGCCCCUCCUGCUGCUCCUCCUGCUGCCCCUCCUGCUGCCCCUCCUGCUGCCCCUCCUGCUGCCCCUCCUACUACCCCUCCUGCAGCCCCUCCGGCUGCUCCUCCUGCAGCCCCUCCUGCUGCCCCUCUUGCUGCCCCUCUUGCUGCCCCUCCUGCUGCCCCUCCUGCUGCCCCUCCUGCUGCUGCGCCGGCUGCUGCUGCUCCUUCACCUGAAGCUGCUGCUCUUGCUCCUGCUGCUGCUUCUGCUUCUGCUGCUGCGUCUUCUCCUGCUUCUAUUUCUGCCCCUGUUGCCGUCUCUGGUUCUGCCCCUGCCGCUCCCGCUGCUGUGUCUGCUCCGCCUGCUGGUUCUGCUCCGCCUGCUGUGUCUGCUCCUCCUGCUGCUCCUGCUGCUCCUGCUGCUCCUGCUCCUGCUCCUGCUUCUGCUCCUGCUCCCGCUCCUGCUCCUGCUCCUGCACCUGCUGCUUCUGCUUCUGCUCCUGCUCCUGCUCCUGCUCCUGCUCCUGCUCUUGCUCCUGCUCCUGCUCCUGCUCCUGCUCCUGCUCCUGCUCCUGCUCCUGCUCCUGCUCCUGCUCCUGCUGCUUCUACUUCUGCUCCACCUUCUGCUUUUGCGCUCCCUGCUGCUUCUGCUCUCCCCGCUCUAGCUCCUACUGCUGGUGUGAAGGGAGAAGCAGGGAAGGAGGGUGCGGCACAGCUGGACUCAGAACAGGCGGGUUCAUCUGAAAAGGAGUAUACCGGUAGCAAGAUGGCUGCAUCUGAUGCGGUGAUUGAAGCUGUGAACGAGGCUGGAGGUGUGAAGGGAGAAGCAGGGAAGGAGGGUGCGGCGCAGCUUGAUACUGAACAGGCAGGUUCAUCUGAGAAGGGGUCUGGUGGGAACCAGAUGACUGCAGCAGUGCGAGUGGAUGAAGCCGCGAAGAUGGCUGGAGGUGUGAGGAGAGAAGCAGCAGAGGAAAGUGCGAAACAGCCUGACCCAGAACAGGCGGGUUCAUCAGCGGAAGAGCCUGUAGGUGGGAAGCUGGUUGCAGCAGUGCGAGAAGGGGGAACAGAAGCAGCAGCAGGAGGUGCGAAGGUGGUUGGAGGUGCGAGGAUGGAUGGAGGGGAGAAGGGAGAAGUAGGGAAGGAAGGUGCUAUACAGCCUGAUUCAGACCAGGCGGGCUUAUUAGCGGAAGAGCCUGUAGGUGGGAAGCUGGUUGCAGCAGCGGGAGAAGGUGGAGAUGGGAAAGUGGUUGGACCAGAGAAGGUGGUUGGGGUUGUGAAGGGAGAAGCAGGAGGGAAGAAAGGUGCGGAACAGCUGGAAUCAGAACAGGCAAGUUUAUCUACAGCGGGGAUGGUGGUUGCAUUUGAUGUGGUGAUUGGAGCUGUGAAGGAGGCUGAAGGUGCGAAGGGAGAAGCAGGGAAGGGGGAGGGUGCAAAACAACUUGCCUCAAAACUGGCAGGUUCAUCUGAAAAGGAGCAUGCAGCUGCAAAGGUGGUUGCAUCUGAUGUGGUGAUUGGACCUGUGAAGGAGGCUGGAGGUGCAAAGGGAGAAGCAGGGAAGGGGGAGGGUGCUUCUCAGCUGCCCUUCAAACAGGCAGGUUCGGUGCCUGGUGCUGGAAAGGUGGUUGCAGCAGUGCAGGGCGGAACAGAAACAGCAGCAGCAGGAGGUGCGACAACGGUUGGAGGUGAAAAGGAAGAAGCUGGGAAGGAAGGGUCGUCACAACUGUGCGCAGAACAGGCGGGUUCAUCUGAGAAAAGGCCUGCAGGUGCGGAGGCGAUUGUUAUGGUCAGAGGAGGAGGAGCUGAGGAGGUUGCUGGAAGUGUGGAGGAGAGUGCAUCUGAGAAAGCACCUGAAAAAGCACCUGAAGGAGCACCUGCAGUUGGGAGGGAAGAUGCAGCUGGUAAGGAGAAGGUCUCUGGACAGGCACCUGAAAAGACACCUGCACCUGAGGAACGACCUGAGCCUGAGACUCAGUCGGUGCCUGUAAAGCAGCUGGUGCAGGAGAAAGAAGCUCAGUCCUCUUGCGCAUCUACUCCUGAGAAAACACCUGAAGCUGACGAGGGUAAGACACCUGAGAUUCUACCUGAAGAAUCUCCUGAGUCUGUGCAACCACCUGAACCUGUGGAGCAAGCUGAGCCUGUAAAGUCACCUGAGGAAAAGGCACCUGAGGAAAAGGCACCUGAGAGAAAUGUACCUGAGGGGAAGGCACCUGGGGAGAAGGCACCUGGGGAGAAGGCACCUGAAGAGAAGGCACCCGAGGAGAAGGCACCUGAGGAAAAGGCACCUGAGGAAAAGGCACCUGAGGGGAAGGCACCUGAGAGAAAGGUACCUGAGGAAAAGGCACCUGAGGAGAAGGCACCUGAAGAGAAGGCACCCGAGGAGAAGGCACCUGAGAAGAAGUCUCCUGGGGUGAUGGCACCUGAGGAGAAGGCACCUGAGGUGAAGGCACCUGAGGAGAAGGCACCUGAGGAGAAGGCACCCGAGGAGAAGGCUCCUGGGGUGAAGGCACCUGGGGAGAAGGCACCUAAGGAGAAGGCACCUGAGGAGAAGGCACCUGAGGAGAAGGCACCUGAGGAGAAGGCACCUGAGGAGAAGGCACCUGAGGAGAAGGCACCCGAGGAGAAGGCACCUGAGGAGAAGGCUACUGGGGUGAAGGCACCUGAGGAGAAGGCACCUGGGGUGAAGGCACCUGGGGAGAAGGCACCUGAGGAGAAGGCACCUGAGGAGAAGGCACCCGAGGUGAAGGCUCCUGGGGUGAAGGCACCUGAGGAUAAGGCACUUGAGGAGAAGGCACCUGGGGAGAAGGCACCUGGGGAGAAGGCACCUGGGGAGAAGGCACCUGGGGAGAAGGCACCUGGGGAGAACUAA